Messenger RNA from Musca domestica (house fly), 1998 nucleotides. Its product is annotated as protein kinase 4. NCBI's taxonomy places the organism in Eukaryota, Metazoa, Arthropoda, Insecta, Diptera, Muscidae. The record is from RefSeq and is a predicted model, not a curated record. The transcript is spliced from 3 exons. Bases 358 to 1641 code for a protein of 427 amino acids.
UAUUACGUUAUCUGUCAAAUCCGUACCGUGAUGUCUGAUGUCAAUCAAAAACAAAAAAAUUAACACAAAAAAGCGACAAUACACAGAGAAAGAAAGAAUUUUAAUAGAAUAUUUUCAAUUAAACAGUAUUAUUAAAAUAACAAAUUAUUAGUGGAUUAGUGCAGCAACACCAUCAGAGUGGCAUUUUAUGGCGAAAAUGGGGAAGAAAGUAAUGUUAUAUGAAUAUUAUAUAUUUCUAUGAAAAUGAAUUGGACUUGUGUGAACUCAGUGUGAAAUAAUCUUAAAAGUGCAGAAGUUUGAAUUUGCAGUUGAAAUCCGCAGUUUAAACCGAAAAAAAUUGAUAUCCAAAUUAAUGCAAUGGGCAAGAAACAGACAUUGCUUACGCCUGAAGAAGAAGCCCGUAACAAAAUGAUAAUGCGCGAAAGAGAUCGUGAACGAAAACGUGUCAAACGUAUGAAUCCCGAGUAUCGGCGCAUGGAACAGGAACGUGAUCGUGAUCGCAAAAAGGCACGUCGAUCGAAUGAGGCAUUUCGUCAGUUGGAAAAGUUGCGUGACAAAAUACGUAAAGAACGUAAAAAAGGUAUUAUUGUGGAUGAGGCGGCAUUGGCGCAACAAUUUAAUUUGGUACAUCCGACACCAGUGGAGCCUGAGGUUAUAAUAUCUGAUGCUUUGCCAGCCGACCCCCCGCAGCAGCAGCAACAGAACUCUCAAAAUACUAACCAAUCACAGCAACAGCAGCAACAACAACAACAGCAUCAGCAACAACAGCCACAGCAUCAUACUCCACAACAGAGACGUCGCAUACAACAUGCAACGGCCAACAGUGGGAAUCCUGGCAAUGUUGUGAAUAUGUGUAUAGGUACAACCAGCAGUCCCACAACAACAACCCUAACGAAUGUCAUAAACAACAAUAACAAUAAUAUGAUUAAUUUAGCAGCGGCGGCAGGUGGUGCCAACAUGACAACCUCAAAUCCCACUGCCGCCCAUAUGUCCCAGCUAAACAAGGGUCUCUUGUAUCCAGCGCCAAACUUUCCUCAUCAUCCCUUGCCCAUUCCCGGUGUAGCUUUAAUGCCUUCAUUGUGCCAUCCAAUAUUACAUCAAAAUCUAAGUGCUUCUCUAUAUCCACAAAAUGGUAUUAAACAAGAAUAUGAUAGUUCAGUCUCACCCAACCACCACACAAGUAAUGCCCACAACAAUAACAACAACAAUGGCCAGCAGCCGGGUUCCAUAGGAGCAGGCGGCGGUGGCGGCAAUAACAACGAUGAGCAUGAAAUGCCCAUGAUCGAACCAGAAAUUAUAUUACAGACUUCAUCGGAUGUUAUUUCAGCACCGCAUCAUUUCAACAAUCAUGCCCAUGCCCAUCAUUUGCAUCAACAGAAUAUGAAUAUGUUUUCGCACAUGAGUCCACAGGCCCAUAUGGCAGCGGUGCAUAUGCGUGCCCAUGCCUCGGCAGCUGCGGCUUCGGGAAAUAUACCACCGCCAUCGGCUAGUGCAUUGGCCGCAGUUGCAGCUGUAGCUGCCCACCAUCAGCAGCAGCAACAACAGCAGCAGCAACAACAACAACAGCAACAAUCUCAGCAACAUCCUGCAUCACAUGGGAAUCCUAUGCCACCACAGCAACAACAACACCAGGCACAAUAAAUCCAUUGAGGUUCCAGACAAUAGACAUAUGGUCCACUCACCUCCCUUCCCCAAUAAACACACACACACUACUAUUAAGAAGAACAUACACACCCAUCAAGAAGGAAGCCAACAUUUACAAUUUACAUAUAUUUAAGUAAAAAAAAGUUUUACACGCAUCUAAAAAAAAAAAAAAAAAUGAAAAUUUCCAAGGAUCUGUGUGUGCGUAUUGUUGAAUGCAUGUUGUGGAAGUUUUUAUUUCUAUUAUUUUUAAAGAACAAUGUAUGCCAAUAAGUUUUUAGAUUUUUAAUAUGUUUUUUACCAUAGAAAUGUUCGAAAGAAAUAAUGAUGAUGAUGAUCAUAAAUUGUAAAAACAAA